CCUCCAUCGGGAUUCGGGAACAGAACGACGACGUGCGUGUGCGUAUAAUCUCUCGUUCUUCCUGGACCGCAUGCCGAUGGCCACGGCUCUAGGGUUCGUCCUCCUCACAGCGAGCUCGAUACUCGCGAUCCACAGGUCAUGGGGAGUAGACGCAGCCGCGACGGCCUCAGUCGUCGCGUCGUACGCCAGCCUCGCACUGCUCCUCCGCUUCCUGCGCGCCUUCGAGAGCGCUCCGCCCGGCUCGCCGGCCAGGGGCCGCGCCAAGGCCGGCGUCUGGCUCACGACGGCCUUGCUCACGGCGGCCUUCUCCUGGAGGACGACCGUCGCCCUGCUCGUGCCGUGGCCCGCCGGGGCCGCUGCCGUCUGCUUCAUGGGAGCUUCUACCGUUGCCGGCGGCUUCUACGCGCUGUUCCUUCUUCCUUCUUCGCGGGACGACAGCUAGACUGCUGGAGACCACUGAUCGAUGUAAACACUCCCAACAGGAUAUGCAUGAGAUCGUACGUCUUGUGUACAAAGUUGUUGUUUGAUCUCUCUCGUCGAACGUAUAUAUGUGUUAGAUUUGUUUUCAUUUCAACCGUGCUUUCUCCAUGCAUGUAUAGGAAACGUUUUUUUAAUAAAUACGUCUAAUUUGCUCAA
This is a messenger RNA of Zea mays, 636 nucleotides long. RefSeq lists its product as uncharacterized. The transcript has a single exon. NCBI's taxonomy places the organism in Eukaryota, Viridiplantae, Streptophyta, Magnoliopsida, Poales, Poaceae. The record is from RefSeq and is a predicted model, not a curated record. The coding region runs from base 71 to 442 and encodes 123 amino acids.